Saprolegnia diclina VS20 is the source of this 1169-nucleotide messenger RNA. RefSeq lists its product as hypothetical. The coding region runs from base 13 to 1110 and encodes 365 amino acids. The transcript is spliced from 3 exons. NCBI's taxonomy places the organism in Eukaryota, Oomycota, Saprolegniomycetes, Saprolegniales, Saprolegniaceae. The record is from RefSeq and is a predicted model, not a curated record.
GCCAAGUGCAACAUGGUCAUGAUGCGGACCGACGACAAUGGGCUCGUGGCCAAGCCCGACGCUGCUGCUGCGCUCGUCGUACACCAGUUCAAGUCCAAGCGGCUGCGCGAGAUCGAGUACCUCAAGAAGCACAUCUACGACCUCCAGGCGCGCGUGCGCAAGACCAAGCGCGUCCGCGUCACGCUCUUGCCAUGGGAAGAAGUCGCAAAGGCCCUCGCCGACGACACGCUCGACAAGGUGCGCGAGAACCGGUCGCUCAAGCGCGAGCUGACGCAUAACAAGCGGCUCGCGCGGCUGCUGCAGGACUGGAUCCUCUCGCAGUCGCCGCAAACGCGGCAGCCCAACAUCCACCUCGAGUCAUGGCGCCACUCGCACAUUUUCCAGGGCGACGAGGCAACGCGCAAGGUCGGGUACGAGUGGCUCGUCGCGCAGCUCUACCACAACACGGAGCGUGCGCUCAUGCCACUCGCAUUCCCGCAUGGAAAUGAAUACUACCUCGAGACCGACAUUGCCUUUGACGGACCGAUCAUUAGCCUCACGCAGCAGAUGCAAGUGGUCUUGCCCUACUCGCUCGACGACGUGUCCCGCGCCGUUUGGAUCGCGGCGCAGACGUUUAUCCACUACAUUCAGCGCAAGCCCGACCCGCUCGCCAAGCUGCUGCAAGUGAACCGCGACGUCGAGUACGUCCAGGAAGACAUGGGCCCGAGUGCCAAGCGUAUCGACAGCAAGCUCCUCUACGGCCGGUUCCACGAACCGAACCGCACGGCCAUUGUGACGCGAGCUGUGCGCACCGACGACGCGUACCCGAUCGACCCGUCGACGUGGACCACCGACAUGAAGCAAUGGUUUGUGCUCGACAAGAUUGACGACCAGUCGACGCGGUGCCGGUUCUACGACUACCUCGGGCACCCGUCGACGGCGUCGGGGUAUGUGCCCAUCCAAGACGUGGUUCGCAUGUACCGGUACGAGCCGGUGAGCGACGCCGACGCGAUAGCCUACUGCCGCAACCGCUUUCCGCACCACCAGCGCCGCGAACGCGCCAUGUUUGCGAUCCACCUCCAACGCGUGCUCGACAAAAUCACGUCGUCGACGCCGAGUGCGUCACCGUGAGGCGUUUCACUCAUAACUAAUUUAAACAAACCUCGUGGACAUUAUUGUUGCGCUGCUUG